AUGUUCCUGGUAGGCCUGACAGGGGGCAUUGCCUCAGGCAAAAGCUCGGUGAUCCAGGUGUUCCAGCAGCUGGGUUGUGCGGUGAUUGAUGUGGACGUCAUUGCCCGGCAUGUCGUCCAGCCAGGGUACCCCGCCCACCGGCGUAUCGUGGAGGCCUUCGGCACUGAGGUCUUGCUGGAGAAUGGCGACAUCGAUCGAAAGGUCCUGGGGGACCUGAUCUUUAACCAGCCCGAGCGGCGGCACCUGCUCAACUCCAUCACCCACCCCGAGAUCUGCAAGGAAAUGAUGAAGGAGACCUUCAAGUUCUUUCUCCGGGGAUACCGCUACGUGAUUCUGGAUAUCCCCCUGCUGUUUGAGACCAAGAAACUGCUCAAGUACAUGAAGCACACAGUGGUGGUAUACUGUGACCGAGACACGCAGCUGGCCCGGCUGAUGCAGCGGAACAACCUGCACCGCGAUGACGCAGAGGCCCGGAUCGAGGCCCAGCUGCCCCUGAAGGACAAGGCCCGCGUGGCCCGCCACGUUCUAGACAACUCGGGCGAGUGGAGCGUCACCAAACGCCAGGUGGUCCUCCUGCACGCCGAGCUGGAGCGCUCCCUGGAGUACCUGCCACUGCGGCUCGGGGUCCUCGCGGGGCUGGCCGGCAUCGCCAGUCUCCUCUACCUGCUCACCCGCUACCUCCUGCCUUCCCCCUAG
Molecule: messenger RNA, 696 nt
Organism: Lipotes vexillifer (Yangtze River dolphin)
Lineage: Eukaryota; Metazoa; Chordata; Mammalia; Artiodactyla; Lipotidae
Gene: DCAKD
Product: dephospho-CoA kinase domain containing
Exons: 4
Coding region: 1-696 (231 amino acids)
Biological process (GO): coenzyme A biosynthetic process
Molecular function (GO): dephospho-CoA kinase activity; ATP binding
Source: RefSeq, a predicted model, not a curated record